AUGGACGAGCAUUUGAUAUCUACAAUUAAUAAACUGCAAGAUGCGCUCGCACCUUUGGGUGGUGGUUCACAAUCUCCAAUUGAUCUGCCUCAGAUCACUGUUGUGGGAUCCCAGUCUUCAGGUAAGUCAUCUGUGCUAGAGAACAUUGUUGGCAGAGAUUUUUUACCCAGAGGUACUGGUAUUGUAACCAGAAGGCCUUUAGUUUUGCAACUGAUUAAUCGUAGAGUUAAGAAGGAAGACCACAGCGUUAAAUCCGCCGCCAAUGAGCUGAUUGAUCUUCAUGUCAACGAUGAUAAGAAUCAGAUUAACCACAAAGGUCAAUCUGAAGACAAUGCCGAAGAAUGGGGUGAAUUUUUACACUUACCGGGAAAGAAGUUUUAUAACUUCGAUGAAAUUAGACAAGAAAUUGUUAAAGAGACUGAUAAACUGACUGGUGCCAAUUCUGGUAUCUCCUCUAUUCCUAUCAACUUAAGAAUAUAUUCUCCACAUAUCUUGACCUUGACUUUGGUCGAUUUGCCAGGUCUCACUAAAGUUCCUGUCGGUGAUCAACCUCCAGAUAUUGAGAAACAGAUUAAAGAUAUGCUUUUGAAAUAUAUUUCGAAGCCAAACUCGAUCAUUCUUUCAGUCAACGCUGCCAACACAGAUCUGGCUAACAGUGAUGGUCUGAAACUGGCAAGAGAAGUGGAUCCUGAGGGUACGAGAACUAUCGGUGUCUUAACAAAAGUCGAUCUUAUGGACCAAGGUACUGAUGUUAUUGAUAUUCUGGCUGGUAGAGUUAUUCCCUUGAGAUACGGUUACAUUCCCGUCAUAAAUAGAGGUCAAAAGGAUAUCGAAAAGAAGAAAACGAUUAGGGAAGCAUUGCAAGAUGAAAAGAGAUUUUUUGAAAACCAUCCUUCCUACAGUUCCAAGGCCCACUACUGCGGAACUCCUUACUUGGCCAAAAAGCUAAACUCAAUCUUGUUGCAUCAUAUCAGACAAACUUUGCCAGAUAUUAAGGCGAAAAUUGAAGCUACUCUAAAGAAGUAUCAAAAUGAGCUAUACAAUCUUGGGCCAGAGAAUAUGGACUCCCCAAAUUCUGUUGUCUUGAGUAUGAUCACUGAUUUCUCCAACGAGUACGCAGGAAUUUUGGAUGGUGAGGCGAAAGAGCUGUCUAGUCAAGAGCUUUCUGGUGGUGCAAGAGUUUCUUUUGUUUUCCAUGAGGUUUUCAAGAAUGGUGUGGAUGCUCUUGAUCCAUUCGAUCAGAUUAAGGAUUCAGAUAUCAGGACUAUCAUGUACAAUAGUUCUGGUUCAGCCCCCUCACUUUUCGUUGGAACAGAAGCAUUUGAGGUUCUGGUCAAGCAACAGAUAAAAAGGUUCGAAGAACCUUCUUUACGGUUGGUUAGUCUGAUAUUUGACGAGCUGGUGCGCAUGUUGAAGCAAAUAAUUUCCCAAACCAAAUAUGGCAGAUACCCAGCUCUGAGGGAAGCUAUUUCAAAUCAAUUCAUUGAAUUCUUGAAAGAAGCUAUUGUUGACACGAACUCAUUUGUCGUCGACAUCAUCAACGCGGAACAGACCUACAUCAAUACCGCUCAUCCUGAUUUAUUAAAAGGUUCUCAGGCCAUGGCAACGGUGGAAGAGAAACUACAUCCUCGUCAAGUUGCCGUUGACCCUAAGACUGGUAAACCAAUUCCAGGCCAACCAGCCACGGCCAAGCCUCCUGCUAUCGAAGAAAAGUCAGGAUUCUUUGGGGGAUUUUUUUCAACUAAGAACAAAAAGAAGUUGGCAGCUUUAGAAUCACCACCUCCAGUUUUGAAGGCCACAGGACAAAUGACGGAAAGAGAAACCCUUGAGACCGAGGUAAUUAAACUGUUAAUUAGCAGUUAUUUCGGCAUCGUCAAAAGAACUGUUGCAGAUGUCAUUCCUAAGGCUUUGAUGUUGAAGCUAAUCGUCAAGAGUAAAAGAGACAUCCAAAAGGUGCUCUUGGAAAAGCUUUAUGGAAAUCAAGAUAUCAGUGAACUGACCAAAGAAAACGACAUCACUAUUCAAAGAAGGAAGGAAUGCAAGAGGAUGGUCGAAAUUUUGAGGCAUGCUAGUGAUAUUGUCUCCUCAGUAUGA
Torulaspora delbrueckii is the source of this 2094-nucleotide messenger RNA. RefSeq names its product dynamin-like GTPase VPS1 (gene VPS1). The transcript has a single exon. Bases 1 to 2094 code for a protein of 697 amino acids. Lineage: Eukaryota; Fungi; Ascomycota; Saccharomycetes; Saccharomycetales; Saccharomycetaceae. Gene Ontology annotation, biological process: peroxisome organization. Gene Ontology annotation, cellular component: microtubule; membrane; cytoplasm. Gene Ontology annotation, molecular function: GTPase activity; microtubule binding; GTP binding. The record is from RefSeq and is a predicted model, not a curated record.